This is a messenger RNA of Trametes versicolor FP-101664 SS1, 2610 nucleotides long. RefSeq lists its product as uncharacterized. The transcript has 14 exons. Gene Ontology annotation, cellular component: nucleus. The record is from RefSeq and is a predicted model, not a curated record. NCBI's taxonomy places the organism in Eukaryota, Fungi, Basidiomycota, Agaricomycetes, Polyporales, Polyporaceae. The coding region runs from base 62 to 1405 and encodes 447 amino acids.
UCCAGGCUUGGCAACCUUACUGCUGCACACCUUGCAUCUUUUCUUGAUCUGACUUGCUGUAAUGUCGUCCGAAAGCUGGCCACCGAAACUGAAAGAAUGGGUCGCACGAUGCCUGGGACAGAUGACCGACUCGAACAGGGCAGAUGCGCAGGCUGAGUUAAAACAGGUGAUAGCUGAAUCUUACGGCAAUAAGACGUUGUGGACGACCGACUGGGACGGGCUCCAGCUGAAGAGUCUGACGCCGAAGCCUACUCCGGUGGUCUCCUCGCACAGUAAUCUUAAACGCAAGGCAAAUGACAGCCAGCCGCCGAGCAGCAAGAAGACCAAGAAGAGCUCCGUCUCGAAACACUCUGCAGCGCACGCCCUCGACCCGGACGACGCCGCCGCGCUGAACCGCCGCGCGGCGCGUUUCCAGCGCGAGCAUGACAUCGAACGCCAGAAAAGUUCGCGCCCGUUCGGCACCCAUCCCUCCUCCUCGCACUCUCCGUACACUAACCAGCAACUCUUCAACAAAACACGCUCCGGCACGCCGGCCGCAUACGACGCGGACAACCCCGACGCGGAUCCGAACGUGCCGAACUGGGACCGCUUCACCAUCGUCGGAACAUCGCAGGAAAUAUUCAAGGACUACCUGCGGCUCACCUCGGAACCCAAACCGGAGCAGAUCCGGCCGUACCACGUCCUGCAAGACACCCUGACCCAGCUCAAGAAGCGGUGGCGCGAGAAGGCGACGUACAAUUGGAUCUGCUCGCAAUUCAAGAGCUUACGGCAGGACCUCACCGUGCAGCGCAUCAAGAACGAGUUCACCGUCACCGUGUACGAGAUCCACGCGCGCAUGGCGCUCGAAGUGGGCGACAUGGUCGAGUAUAACCAGUGCCAGGCGAUGCUCCGGAACCUCUACGAGCUCGGCAUCCCCGGCAAAGUCGAGGAGUUCACCGCGUACCGAAUACUGAUGCUCCUGCAUGGCCGCAACCGGAGUGACUUGAACUUGUACGUAGGUCAGCUAACAGAUCGACAGAAAGCGGACCCCGCGGUGCGGCACGCGCUCAGCGUCCAGCGCGCGAUCGCGAUGGGCAACUACCACGCGCUCUUUGACUUAUACAUGGGCGCGCCGAACAUGGGCGCGUACAUCAUGGACCACUUCAUAGACAGGGAGCGCAUCCGCGCGCUCAUGGUCAUGACAAAAGCGUACCGGACAGUGCCCCUUCCCUUCAUCCAGAACGAGCUCGCCUUCGAGGGCGCCGCCGCCGCGCGCGAGUUCCUCGUCGAGCACCGCGUCGGCUUCUUCCAGAACCCAAACGCCAAGGACGAAGAGGCCGUCUUCGACUGCAAGCCCGCCAGCGCGCUGCUCGCGCAGAUAUACGAGGAGAAGUACCGGAAGGUGCAGAUCAAGGGUGCGGUAUAGCAUUCACUCUCUGGGUCGCCUGUGUGGAGGAGGGUGCUGGGUGGCUGUCGGUAUAUAUGUCGUCGCUGUGGGUCUUGGAUGCUAUGUUAUAUCGCGCUAGUCGGCUUGUACGCUACGAAUUUAUCUGUGAAUAUUCCCUCGCUGUCUACUUUGUUCGAUCGGCUAUAUGUUGUGCCCAACAUUCUAUCAUACAAAACCCUUCAAGCUGGAAUACAUACAUCUAUGCUGCAACAGUCUAGUCGCGCAUGCGCGCAGGGAUGAACCUCCUUAGCACCACGUCCCGUACAGUGUAGUGCGCCAGACACGCCGGCGACGACAGCAGUUCUGGCGAUAUUCGCGACCGUGCGGGGAUGGUCACGUAGGUGAGUAUCAAUGUCUUCUGGACUUGCGAGUUGACACGAUUCACGGUGCUCAGCCAUGUCCACGAAAAUGUGUUUGCGUUGGGCAGGUUGAACGGAGAGGACUCCUGGUCUGCAGAGUUCUCGUAAACCGGGAUCACGACCACCGCGAACUCGGCAUGGUGGAAGACGGGCCCCCGUUUAUACAGCAAAUAAUCUACGCAGAACUUGAUGCCGCCCUUGACGAUCCAGCCUAGCGCGCGGUAGUAAUGGUACGCAGCGUAGUUCACGAGGAAGGGGUUGUCGAACCGGUCGGCAUACACGGGCAGUUCGCGCGGUAUGCAAUGCACGUCCUGGACGGCGCGCCAGAUCUGUUUCAAGCUCAGCGGCUCGUGCGUUUGCGAGUCGAGCACUGUUAGGCAGUCGAGGUUCCAGACGAGGAACCAUGUUUCUUGUAGUGUAAGCUGGAGAUGCUCGACGUUCUCGAGAGGUUCCUCUUCCUCGUCCAGUUCGGCGUCAUCUUCCUCUUCUACAGGCGGUUCGGGCAGUGACGGUGCUUCUGACGCCGCCGAGGGUUUCCAGGUCGCGCCAGAGGGAAUAAGGGCUGGCGCAGCCUCGCGACCCUCCGCGAAGGCAGCCUCGGCCUCUGCGGCCGCGCGCGCGAUUGCAGCGGCGCGAUCGAGCUUGAACUGUCUGCGCUCUGCUCUGCGCUUUUCGCGGACCUCUUCUGAGGUCAUAUAUUUCCCUGCGGCUUUCCUCGUGUUGAGCUGGCGCGCGAGCCAGGACGGCUCACUCCGGGAGAGGUCGCCUUUGCCGAAGAAGCCCCUCCGCCAGAGGAUAGUGGAGUCCUUCUCAUUUGUGACCCAG